This is a messenger RNA of Eruca vesicaria subsp. sativa (arugula), 654 nucleotides long. Lineage: Eukaryota; Viridiplantae; Streptophyta; Magnoliopsida; Brassicales; Brassicaceae. The record is from the annotation of a GenBank genome assembly.
AUGAGCCUAAAUGCGCCGAACUUGACGGCUGGGGGCAGCUUCAACUUUCUCGUCGAGAAGUAUGACUCGGAGCUCAAGAGGGCAUACGCCGACUCGGGCGAAGCCCGGGAGAAAGUUAAAGAUGGGAAGAAGCGAAUCAAAUCGCUGAAAGCCUGUUUGAAGCGGGUUGAAACGGAGAAGGAGGAGGCCAUUCGUCGUGCGGAGAUUGAGGCGAUGCAAGCCGAGGAUGUCUCGAGUAGAUUCAAGUCCAUGAGAGAUGCGGCAACUAAGGUCGAGGAGGAAAGAGCCGCUUUACUGUUGGAGAAGGCGCGGCUGGAGCGCGAAAAGCUUGAACUUAUCGAGGCGCAUGCGAAGGAGGCUGCUCGUUUGAGAAAGUCUCGGGUUUUCAAGGUCACUAAGGAGCGGGCUAGGGUAACCGCCGUGAUGUGUCCAAAGACGUUCGUUCGACUCGAGCGGAUCCGUAACCGGAAAAACUCUUUUCCGCAGUUUGAUGACGCUCGGUUGCGUUACAGCCAGGCUUUCGGUACCCGAAAAUGUCUUGAGCUCUUGAAGAAAAAAGGGGAUCCGAUUCCGCAGGAGAGAAUCGACUAUUUUCGUCGUAAGGAAGAGCACUGGAGAGCUGAGAUCCUAAAUCGGAUCGGAGAAUUUGAUUGA